Molecule: messenger RNA, 8269 nt
Organism: Porites lobata
Lineage: Eukaryota; Metazoa; Cnidaria; Anthozoa; Scleractinia; Poritidae
Source: the annotation of a GenBank genome assembly
UGUUCUGAACACGGUAAAGUUCACCUGUCUAUUGCGAUGACCGCAUCUACACUCUCCCUGUGGUCACUUCAUGUGCUAUUACUCUGCCUUUGUUGCAGAUGUUCAGUACCCUCUGCGAUCGUCAAUACGACUUAUGGACCCGUCAAAGGGUCAGUGAUAUCACUAUCGACGAACAAGACAGUUAUAACCUAUCUCGGCAUACCGUUUGCCAAAGCGGAACGUUUUGAAUACCCGGUUCCUCCGGACAAGUGGACUUCAACACUGCAAGCAAACAAGACUGAUAAGAUUUGCCCACAACCUAGUCUGCCCGGUCAGCCGAGUAGACUCUCACUUAUGAGCGAGGAUUGCCUUCUGCUAAAUGUGUAUGUCCCAGGCAAUGCCACAAACAACUCUCAGCUUGCAGUUAUGUUGUGGAUUCAUGGCGGUGCUUAUAUCAUAGGGGAUACUCUGUUUUACGAUGGUAGCCUCCUGGCAACCGAGGGUAACGUGAUUGUUGUCACGGCUGCUUAUCGUUUGGGAGUCUUUGGGUUCUUGAGCUCCUAUAGCGAUAAUUUGAAAGGGAACUACGGCAUGCUGGAUCAGAUAGCGGCCAUGAAAUGGGUGAACAAAAACAUUGAAAGGUAGGUUCAGUCGACUGCUUUUAUUGUCGCCUGCUAUGAAUGUUCUUUAAAAGAAAGACUGACCAACCUUGAGGUAAGAUCCACUCAUUAAUCACCUUUUACCUCACUCCUCCUCGAUUAAAGCGAGGAAAUAAUUCUCGGACUCGCACGUAUCUUAUUCAUGGAAGCGUGACGCGUUACGACUCUGUUCAAAGAUGAGCGCAACAGAGAAAGUAACGAACAACAACGUGAGCGUAAGAGUGAUUGAAGAAACAAAACGUAGAUUGCAUGACAGAAGAACUGAAUAUUUUUAUAGCAAUCACGAGUAGCUGGGUCAACUGGUCAUAUGACCAGUAAUGUUAGCAGCGAAAUAAUAAUAAUAAUAUAAUAAUAAUAAUAAUAAUAAUAAUAAUAAUAAUAGCAGCGAAAAGCGUUAAUUUUAUUAGCUUGCAUGUUUUUAAUAUAUGCAAAUUUCUCACUUCUGUGAUUGUUGUUGUUCCUCAAAUAUUGAUUAGUUACUUAUCUUAAAUUUAAAUUUAGUCGCUCUUUUAUCCUCAUCGAUCACUUCUAAAAAUGUAUGUUCACACUAAAGAAACGUUAGUAAUUAGACUGAUUUUUUGUUUGUUUUACAACAACGCGUCUCAUUGCCAUGUUUAUCACCGCAGUUUGCGUGUUAUAUCUCUUGUUAAGUCUAAUACCAAGGCCAGAGAAAAGAGUAUUUACCUUUGUUUCUACUGGGUAACAAACUGCAGUACACGUUAACCCUUUAAGUCCCAAUAUCCACAUACAAAUUCUCCAAACUGAUCUCCAUACAUUUCCUUGAAGAAUUUGUUGAGAGAAUUUGGUAAAAGAUCAAAUAUUUUUCUCUUUGUGAUCAUUUUGUUAAUGCUCAUGAUAGUUUUUGGAUAUCGUUAGGAGAAAAUUGAUUUUGAGCACUAUUGGGACUUAAAGGGUUAACACCCUUCCCAGAUCGCUUGUGAAAGAAGCCGAAGGCGUCGCCCUCAAGAGAUCUGGGAACGGGAUUAUUCUUCGCUGUCAUCACUUGAUUUAUUUCGGUAUUUAUUUUGGCUCAAGAUUUGGCGGAGAUUCUAGGAAAGUCACUAUAUUUGGUGAGUCGGUUGGCGGAAUGAAUGUUGCGCUGUUGCUUCUGUCCCCGUUGGCCAGCGGUUUGUACCAGAAUGUUAUCAUACAGAGUGGAACGGCAGUUACUUUGUCAGCACUGUUUGAAAAAGAUGAAGCUGAAUUGCGAGCAAGGUAAAGCAUUUAUCAGAAUUCAGCAUUUUGGCUGUCCUCUCUUCAGGUAACAUUUAAUGUUCUCUUUUUCUCGGUUGUUGCAUUUCUGUUACAUGUGGCAGUUUUUCUUUUUCUUUUUUGCUUUAUUUAUUUUUUUGUUGAUCGUUUUCCCAGGAGCUUCGCUGAAAAUGUGGGAUGCGAAAUGGCUUCACUGAAAGCCUGUGCGAAAAAGAAAUCGUUCCAAGACCUUUCAUCCGCUCAAUUAAAAGUGUUUGAUUAUCUCAACUUUUUCCGCUUUGCACCGGUUGUGGAUGGUUAUUUUAUGCCAGGUAUGUGUUAUGCUAUAAUCAAACAAUGUCUCUCGCAGGGACAACCAGUAUGGGAAUUGUAUACUAUUUCAUCUCUGUGUCUCUAUUUUUGGUUUUGGUUUACAACGAAUGGUUGGUUCCUCAGGAUGAUCUUUUUUAGUUUAUUUACUAUUUCUUUUAGCUCCAUUUUUUUUUACAAUCUAGAAAUUAUUCACUUAACAUUCAUACAGUACUUACAACAAUAAUAAAUAAUUACUAGCUUUGACUUCCUUGGUUUUGACGUCGAGGCUGAAUAAACUAGUUGUGGCAGUGCUAGAAACUUGCUUGUUACUUAAUUUUUAUUAACUUAUUGCCCUCCUUUUGUAAUCAUUUUGAAUUUUGUUGUGUGGCAAAUUAUUAAAGAGACACCGUCAGCUGGCGCACAUGCGCAUUAGAUAUCAUUUUAUAGCUAAAUUGCAUAUAUUAAACGGAGACGCGAUAAAUUUUGUUUUUAACCAGGUAUGAUAAAAAUAAUAUCAUAGUAUGAUAAUAUCAUAAUAUCAGUAAACGAUUGAAAAUCAAGCAAAAUACUGCAAAAUUGGUGCGGAUUUCUAUACAUGAACUUUGAUUCCAGGUUAGAGUGAAUGAUACGCGCUUACGUAGCGAAGCGUUACUUAAAUUUGAAGGCUACAAUCGAUGCACAGACAACCGCUUUAUUUGUACCCUGGUUGCCAACGGGUAACAUCAUCGGCAACAGUCAAACUGCAAAGCAAAUGGGAGAUUUGCGUUUCCAAUAUGAAAUUACACUUGAAAGCCUGAAAUAUUCGCAGCGAAAUGCUACUUACAAUUCUGUUGGGUAAUCCAUACAUCUUUACACGGCUCUUUACAUGAUCUUUAGCGGAUGUGUUCGGUUGAUUGCAAGGCAAGUAUUUAAGUACGUUACGCCUAUUUAUAUAAAAAGGCUAAUUCGUCGCCAGAUCCUUUGCGACUACAUGCAUCUUGGCGCCAAAACGAAACAGCUACACAAAAAGUUAUUUACUUGAAGUAUAAAUUGGAAGUUUUACUGCACAAGCGCAAAUCGGUGAACUUUUUUGAAAGUGAGAAGGUUAGCGCAGUUCCAAAGCUGACUGUGUCCCUUAAAAUAAAGAACGAAACAAACCAAAAAACAAAUAAAUAAAUAAGUAAAUUAUCACAACUCUUUCAAACAAUGUGCGAUUUCUUGCUCUCCAUAUAUCUAAAUCUGUUUGCAACUUGCGUAUUUAUUUAAAAUGAAAGCUGAAUUAAUUGUUUGUCCUGUCAAUAUAUGAAACAUGAACCCCUAAUACACUUACCGGACUGCGCAUUCAUUUUAGAUUUAAGGAUUGCUUUUAUUUUUCCCCAUUUUCCUAAUCAAGACCAUCCUCGGGAUUUUUAUCAGGAAGACUGAUCCAAGAUCGGUCGGAUUUUGUUGCAUCAAAGGAAGCGAAGAAUCCACCCUGAGCAAGGAUUCGCCGCUUCCUUUAAGUACAAUGAUCCAAGGGAUUUUGGAUCAUUGAUUGUGAUCAAGAUGGUCUCGAACGAAUGCACCCUACGCGGUAGUUCUAUAACUUGAUUUCCCGGAAUCUUUAGGCGUUUCUUUUAACGGUAUACUAACACUUUCUAUUAUAUAAUAGUUACUUUUAUUUUAUUUUGUGUAAAAUGGACGAUAUUCUUUUUGAAGAAAAUCAUUGCACCAAGCCAUCAGUAAUUGAGUUGGGUUCUUUAUUCACUCAGUGUGCAAACUAUUUCGCUCUCUAUGCAUUAGCUUUAGAGUGGACAUUCAAGACCACGGAAAAACUGACGAAAAAAAAAAACAACUUAAGUUUAUGUCAGUGUAUGUGUUAAAAUAUACGAAUAUGAUCUUAUCACUCUGUGCAUCUUACUAUUACCUGAUUGUUCCAGACUCCCCCAUCAAACUCCUUAAGGCCGGAAAGUUCAACAAGAGCAAUGUCAUGAUUGGAUUCACAAGAGAUGAUGGAACAGUCUUUGCCAAUGGUUUUCCAGGUUGAACUGACUGAAUUGAUUUGAUUUAAACAACCGGCGAUGGGCAGAUUGAGUUGCUAAUAAGGUUCAUUUUGCCAUAGUUAAUAGAAGGGAAUCGUUGUGAAAUUCGACAAAGUUCUUUGUUGUAUGUUUUUGCUCUCAUUUUUGGCCUUGACCCUGCAUAAAACACAAUAGUUGCCUACCACUGACCGAGGAACUAACCAAUAGAAACGUUUUGGUUACGUAAUUCAUGCAUAGUGUAUGAAGGCAAAACAAAAGAUUGUGCACGGUGUGGACCUUCCAACAUAAAUCUUGGCAUCUUUGUUUGCUCCUUUAAUGUGUUCCGGGCGUCAUAGCCAUUCCCCUCUAUUAACUAUGAUUCUGCUAUAGUGAUAGGCACCCAAAUUAACUUUAAAUCUAAUCAUCAGCACUGUUGAAAUGCGAGAUCACUGAAUGUUAAAUUAAAAUUAUAAAUGUAUCGUUUUCAUUCUCCGCCCUUGCCUCAUUAUAUAUCUUGUGACGGUGGUAGUAAUAGAUCUAGUAAUGAUAACCGUUACAAUAAAACAUAGCAGUCAUGUAACACUAACGCUAACGGUAGUAACAGUUCUAACGGUCUGUCUCAUUGACUGACUGGGUGGCUGACUGACUUACUGACUGACUGAGGGACGGACUGACUUACUGACUGACUGACUGACUGACUGACUGAAGGACGAACGGACUGAAUAAAUAACUGACUAGCUGACUGAAGGACGGACGGACGGACGGACUAAAUAAAUGACUGACUGACUGAUUGGCUGCUUGACUGACUGACUGACUGACUGAAGAACGAACGGACUAAAUAAAUGACUGACUGACUCAUUGACUGCGUGACCGACCGACUGACUGACUGACUGAUUGACUGACUGACUAACUGACUGACUGACUGAGCGGCCGACCGACCUUCCGAUCGACUAAUAGUGCGCGAGUAAAUGAGUCGCUAUUAUUCGAGAAUGAUGAUUCAUGCACUAAUUUCUACUAUCCUAUUUGUCUUCAGGUGUCAUGCCAGCUCUUGACCUAUCUAAAGGAAUGUCAAGGAAUUUGUUCGUAGACGUGAUCAAAAAUCGAACGUGGACGCGAAAUCAAAACUCUCGAAUCCUCGACUUGCUGAUUUAUGAAUACACAGACUGGUCAAAUGCCACCGAUCCGUAUCUCCUACGCCAGCAGUUUAUUGACAUGAACACAGACGCAAACUUCAAAGCACCCGCUAUUCAGUCGGCCAAUGAAUUUGUAAAGAAAGAAUCUUCAACAUACUUGUAUCAACUUGAAAUGGCACCUAAAAGAUUUUCACGCAGUCUACUGCCAAUACCCUCCUGGUGGGGGAUAUUUCAUGGAGCUGACAUGGCUUACACGUUUGGUUUUCCUCUGUUAAUGCCCAAGAACUUUACAACUACGGCAGAAAUAAACUUCAGCAAGGAAAUGAUGACGAUAUGGGCUAACUUUGCCAAAACAGGGUCAGUAUAUAUUUAACAAGAGAAGCCAUGAAUUACUCUCAAUCGUAAUUUCUCGUUUUCUAGUGGUUAGGCUGGUGAAAACACUCCUCACAUGCUAGAUUUGUUCCGAAAUAUAUCGGUACUGGUUACUUGACUCCACAGAUGUCUCUACAAAGUUUGGCAAAUUUGAUCCUGUGCGAGAAAAUUUAACUGAAUCUGAGGAAACAGCGGUCAGAAAAACUACACCUAUUCCAAUAGAACUACGUUGCUUGUAAGAAACUUUUUUUUAGAUCGAAUCUUCGAGGCCUUUUUUUUAGAUCGAAUCUUCGAGGCCUCCGCAGAAUUAACAAUGAGAGACAACUUACUCUAGUAAAAUACUACACGUUUCGGCAUUAUUAAGCACUUAAAGAUUGGCUCCAAGGGAAACAGUGAGACCCUUGAGGUCGAGUGGAACAAACUCACUACUUGAUGUAGGCACUACUUACCAUAUUUGGUAACUACCCGGACCAUUACGUGAGAACCUAUUUUGCUUGCGUCUAGCUUCACUGCGUUUUGCUUGCUGUUAGCUUUCAUUGGUAUGUUAGGGUACUGUAGGGUAACUACCCGGACCAUUACUGAGUGCCUACACCAAAUACUUACCCAAAACUCACCUGUUUCCCGUAAAUGUUAUUUAUAAAUAUGUAAAUAUGUAAUUCCCGGUAUUGCUCACGAGUACCAGAGAUUCAAGCUAACCAGUUUAAGGCUAACCCGUUUUAAGCUACGACUCGCCACAGAAGUGAGUAAAGCAUAAUUGUGAAAUUAGAGUUUCGAAUUGAGGUAUUUUUCAGUGAAAUCAUUGUUCUAGAGAUUAUGAGCCAGUUGCAUAACGACGAAUUGUAUUGCUCUGUUUCAGAUCGAAUAAUACAAUUGCUUCAGUUGCUUAUGCUACAGAUGUUAGUUUCAAUAAACAUCAAGCGAUUGAUUAUACGAUAUGUGGUGGUCGUUGGAAUACGCAGUGUAUGACUACGUAAAACACAGGGAUCCGUGGCUUUCGGGACAAAGGCCUAUAUUUGGCGUUGUUUUCUUUGUAUCCAAGUGUCUUUUGGCAACUGAGGAACAAAAGAACCUUUGAAAUGUGCAAUUUUGGCCCGAAAGCCUCGGAACCAUGUUAGAAUACGUGGCCUAUUUGCCGUGGUUUCAACAAGCACAACCUGAUCACGUGCGAGUCAAAAGUUCAUGUUGUUGUAUUCUCAGGGAGGUAGUGAGGUUUGUUCGCCCUAGGGAGUUAGUGAGUUUUGACCCACGACACGUGACUCGUUUUCCUCCAAUCGGAAAACGUAUUUGAGUUGGCAAGUAUAACAAAGAUGUUAGUUUAUCAUAUUACAAAUCUCAGUAAACGAAGAAAAAAGAAGCCGCCAGCAGUCGUGAGCACAUGUGCCAAAUGAAAGUAACUUUAGUAAAAAAAAGGGAUGCCUAACUAGGGUUGAACAUGGCCAUGAAAAGAACUAAAAUAGUUCUCUGGUUUAAGGUUUAUUUAAAAUGCACUUUCGGCUAUCAGACUUUAGCCUUUGAUGGAAUCAGCAAUUCGAUCUGCUAAACGAAACCUCGGUUAUAGGGCUCCGCUAUUUGCUAGUAAUGAUUUUUGCCACGUUCGAUAAAGAUGAGUGAUUUUAUUGGAAGCUAAGUAAGUAUGUGUCAAAAUGAUCAAAACGCUAACUAUCUGAUUAUCUCUAACCAUUGCCAUUCAGUUCAGAGCCCAGAUCUAAUGUCACAAAUGCAUUUCCAUCAUGGCACUGUACAAUCCUCACUUCUCUGUAUGUGAUUUCAGAAAUCCCAAUAGACCAACGCCUUUAAGAACAAGUUGGCCCCAGUACACCGCUGAGCGAGGAGAAUACAUGGGACUUAGUUCAAAUAUGACAGUAAGGUACAAGAUGCGUCCAAAUAAGAUGGCUUUAUGGAAUGUGUUUCUACCAAGUUUUGCAGAAACAGUUAAACCAACCACAAGGAGCGAUGUACUGACAACAACUAGGAAAGCGGACGACAAGAAAGGUAUAACAAUCGAAUCUAAGUAUACGAAAUACACUGCAUGUAUCUCAUUUGAUUUCAUGUUUUUUUUUCUUCCCAAUUCUACUUCACAAGUAACUAUAAAUCAGAUAGAGCCCAUAGAGUCUAAAAUGAAUAAGACUCGCCAAGCACUGACCAAAGAAAGUUCUUGAAAUGUCUGGAAAGUAAAAUUUGAAAAUGAUCGAUGUUUAUUUUUUUUCCUUUCCAGAUGAUAUCACGAUGGUCCCUGCUAUCCUAAUAGGAGUGUUUGUUGCUUUAGCUGUGAUUUUACUUUUUACAAUAUUUAACAGGAGCAGAAUUAAAAACGAUUAGAUUAAGAUUAGGUUUACAUGUAGAACGCUUUUAUUUUGAGUUUAAAAGAGGUUUUGCAACAUACGUACGCUACGCGAUUGGAAAAUCGCGCCAUGCACUUUUUCAUCCAAUCAUAAGUAAAACCAAAACUGACUCCUUGGAACAAGUUUUCCCGCGCUUAGCUUUAUUUAUUAAUUAAUCAAAGUUAAGAUUUGGUUGAUUUUGUCGUCUGUGCUCUAUUGGUUUGGUUCACAACGCUUUAUUGAAAACUUCUCUACAAAGAAGUCAAGUAUAGUAGAUAUGUUACUGACAAAUUAUGACUGCAAGCUUUGAGGCUAAAAUAAAG